UAAAAAUUAUAAAAUAAAUCAAACAUAGGAGGCGCUACGAACGAUUUUAGCAAGAAUUUCAAAUAAGUCAUUGUAGAAGUGCAUUAAAAAGCUGGAAUCACACGAUUUCAUUUAUUUUUUAUUUGUUGAUGGAAAUUUACGAGUUUUAGAAAAUCACCAACAUAUUUACAAAAGUAUUAAUUAUAUUUGUUAUUGGUUGCCGGUGAAUGCUGCCACAGCUAGAAGAAAUUUCUGAAGAACUUUAUUUCUUUUUCAUGAAAUGUCUUCAAUAACUAUUAAUGUUAAACUCGGUACAGACCAUAAACAAAUUACUAUCGCUGAUGAUUUAUUUGUAAAAGAUUUAAGAGAAGUAAUUGCCAAGGAAUUCAAUUAUUUGCCACAUCAAUUGGAAUUGGUUUACGCCGGUAAAAUUCUUAAAGAUUCAGAAAAUAUUAAGGCAGAAAAAAUCGAACAUGGCCGCAAUUUAUACGUUGCAAAAUUUAUGUAAACUAUAUAAAAAAAUGCUGCUUGACUUUUAUUUCAGGAACAAAUUCAAAAUGUUUGUAAAAAUUCAUUCUAUAAAAAUGCCAAAUCUUUCCUUUUGCCAUAAAAUAAUGUUAACGAAUUUUAUUAAAAAAACUUUAAAGUAUAUAUCAGCGAUUGCUAUAGAUUGCCAACGACCACCACAAUUAAUCGAUCCGUCGUUAUGCUGUAAAGAUGGAGGCCGUGAUGAAAUAACAGAAAAUUGUGCUAAACGUAUGGGCAUUACUGGACAACCAUCGGAUCCAGCCCCAACUGUUGAAACAGCUACAUGCUUAGCUGAGUGUAUAAUUACUGAGUCCAAAUAUAUGCAAAAACCGGAGCAAUUGGAAUUUGAUAACAUACGCAAUGAUCUAUAUACAAAAUUUAACAAUGAUACCAUCUAUGCUGAAGCCAUGCUUAAAUCUUUCCAGAGAUGUCAACCAAAUGCUGUGCGCAAAAUGCAAGCUUUCCGACAAAUGCCGCUUGGUAAUGCAGCCGUUCAACGUGGCUGCAGUCCAUAUGCGUCUAUUUUAUUGGGUUGCACAUAUAUGGAAUAUUUUAAAAACUGUCCUGCCCACCGUUGGACCGAGAAUGCAGACUGUGCUUUGGCCAAACAAUUUGUGGUGCAAUGCGCCUUAGGUGCUUAACAAUUGCACCAACGACAAAUCUUUUAAAUUAAGUUAAAAUUUUGUUCAUUAUUGAUCAUUGCAGAUAAGAAAAGACGUGUGUUUGUGUUCAGUAUGUUAGUUUAAGGCAUUAAAAUAUAUUUAAAUAAAUAAGUUUAAAAAUUUAAAAUGAGUUGAGUAGAAAUAUAAAUGAUUUUAAAGAAAUGGACAUCAGUAGAAUGGUAAUGGGAAAUCUU
This is a messenger RNA of Teleopsis dalmanni, 1363 nucleotides long. RefSeq lists its product as uncharacterized. The coding region runs from base 453 to 1148 and encodes 231 amino acids. The record is from RefSeq and is a predicted model, not a curated record. Gene Ontology annotation, molecular function: odorant binding. NCBI's taxonomy places the organism in Eukaryota, Metazoa, Arthropoda, Insecta, Diptera, Diopsidae. The transcript is spliced from 5 exons.